Durio zibethinus is the source of this 4099-nucleotide messenger RNA. NCBI's taxonomy places the organism in Eukaryota, Viridiplantae, Streptophyta, Magnoliopsida, Malvales, Malvaceae. The record is from RefSeq and is a predicted model, not a curated record.
CUCCUACGUUGGAGAAAAGGCGAGCAAAUUGCUUCGUUCAGAUUUGCUUCGCUCUUUAAGGAAUAACAGUCUCCCAAACAGACCAUUUCAAAUUCAAUUCAUUUCUUCAUUUUUCUCCAUUUUUGGACUUCUCUCAAAAGCAUUCUCAUUGACUUCCAGAUCUCUUCAAUUUCUUCAAUUUUCAUUGUCAAAUUUUGGAGAGAGUGUUAGUUCCAGAGCCAUGGAAGAGGAGAGUGGUGUGGAGCUUUUACAGCGUUACCGGCGUGACAGGCGAAUACUGUUAGAUUUUAUACUAUCUGGUAGCUUAAUUAAGAAAGUGGUAAUUCCUCCUGGUGCUUUUACGCUCGAUGAUGUGGAUUUGGAUCAAGUUAGCGUGGAUUACGUGCUAAGUUGCAUUAAGAAAGGUGGAAUGCUGGAGCUUUCUGAAGCAAUUCGAGAUUACCAUGAUCACACGGGGUUACCCCAAAUGAAUAGUGGCGGUUCUGCUGGUGAAUUCUUUUUGGUUACAAAUCCUGAAUUCUCAGGUUCCCCUCCAAGAAGGGCGCCACCACCUGUCCCUGUUUCCAUAUCAAUACUGACGCCACCAUCUCCUGCUUUUGCACCAUCUCCUGUUGUGUCAACUGUAUCAAGAUCGGAGUCUUUUGAUUCCACACAAGUUCAAGAAUUAACUGUGGAUGAUAUUGAAGAUUUUGAAGAUGAUGAAGAUCUUGAGGAAGUUAAUAGCCUCAAAAUUUCAAGGCGGAAUCCAAAUGAUAUUGGUGAUCUUGUGCUGAAGUUGCCUUCUUUCGCUACAGGUAUAACAGAUGAUGAUCUCCGUGAAACGGCAUACGAAAUUCUUUUAGCUUGUGCUGGUGCUUCUGGGGGUCUCAUUGUACCGGCAAAAGAGAAAAAAAAAGAAAAACGUUCCAAGUUGAUGAGGAAGCUUGGACGAAGUAGAAAUGAGAAUAUUGUGGUGCAGUCUCAACAGGUACCAGGACUGGUUGGUUUAUUGGAAACAAUGCGUACCCAGAUGGAGGCAGCCCUUUGGAUCAGAAAUUUCAUGGCUCGCCUAGCACAAUUGGGUGACAACCUAGUUCCUUUGAUUUCUGAGGCAAUGGACAUUAGGACGAGACAAGGAUUGCUUAAUGCUCUUUCAGGGAAAUUUGGGAAAAGAAUGGAUACACUACUGAUUCCUCUGGAAUUAUUAUCUUGUAUUUCACGCACAGAAUUUUCUGACAAGAAAGCAUAUAUAAGGUGGCAAAAAAGGCAGUUGAACAUGUUGGCAGAGGGGCUUGUUAAUCACCCUGCUGUUGGCUUUGGGGAAUCUGGGCGCAAGGCCAGUGAGUUUAGAAUUCUUUUGGCAAAGAUUGAGGAAUCUGAGGCUUUUCCACCUUCCACGGGGGAAGUCCAAAGGACAGAAAGUUUAAGAUCUCUAAGAGAUAUUGCCAUACCUCUUGCUGAGAGGCCAGCUCGGGGUGACUUAACUGGAGAAGUAUGCCACUGGGCAGAUGGUUAUCAUCUGAAUGUCAGACUUUAUGAGAAACUGCUUCUGAGUGUGUUUGAUGUUUUAGAUGAGGGAAAGCUGACCGAGGAAGUGGAAGAAAUUCUGGAGCUCCUAAAGUCAACCUGGCGUGUUUUGGGAAUAACAGAGACCAUCCACUACACUUGCUAUGCAUGGAUUUUAUUUCGUCAGUAUGUUAUCACAAGUGAAAAAGGGAUUUUGCGACAUGCCAUUGACCAAUUGAAGAAAAUACCAUUGAAAGAACAAUGGGGCCCACAAGAGAGGUUACAUUUAAAAAGCUUGCAUGUCAGAGUUGACGGUGAAGAGGGCUCUCGAGAUGUUUCUUUCUUACAAUCCUUCUUAUCACCCAUCCAGAAAUGGGCUGACAAGCAACUAGGAGACUACCACUUGAACUUUGCUGAGGGAUCAGUGGUAAUGGAGGAUAUAGUAACAAUUGCAAUGAUUGUUAGAAGACUUCUGUUGGAAGAAUCUGAUAUUGCAGUGCAAUCUUCUACUGUCUCAGAUCGAGAUCAGAUAGAAUUAUACAUAUCUUCAUCUGUUAAGAAUUCAUUUGCAAGGAUAAUGCAAGCUGUUGAUAAAUCAGACACAAUGGGUGAACAUCCUUUGGCGUUGCUUGCAGAGGAGGUCAAAAAGCUUCUCAAAAAAGAUUCAACAUUGUUCAUGCCAAUUUUAUGUCAGAGGCAUCCACAUGCAAUUAUUUUUUCAGCUUCACUUCUACACAAGCUUUACGGGAACAAGUUGAAACCUUUUGUUGAUGGUGCUGAACAUCUGACUGAGGAUGUUGUAACUGUAUUUCCAGCUGCUGAUAACCUUGAGCAAUAUAUACUGAACCUCAUAAAAUCUGCUUGUGAAGGUGAUAAUGUGGAGAUCCAUUUCAGGAAGCUAAAUCCAUACCUGAUUGAAUCUGUUUCUGGAACAGUGGUGUUGCGAUGGAUAAAUUCACAGUUAGGAAGAAUUAUAGGUUGGGUGGAGCGGACUCUUCAACAAGAGCAAUGGGACCCAAUAUCACCUCAACAGCGGCAUGGCAGUUCAAUUGUGGAAGUUUAUAGGAUUGUCGAGGAGACAGUAGAUCAAUUUUUCGGUAUUAAAGUUCCCAUGAGGCUAAUGGAACUGAAUGCUCUGUUUCGUGGCAUUGAUAAUGCAUUUCAAGUAUAUGCAAAUCAUAUUGUUGAUAAUUUAGCUAGCAAAGAUGAGCUGAUUCCACCUUUGCCUGUUCUCACCCGAUAUAGAAAAGAAGCUGGAAUAAAGGCUUUUGUGAAGAAGGAACUAUUUGAUUCUAGGCUGCCAGAUCAGAAAAGGUCCAUCGAAAUUAAUGUCCUGACAACACCAACCCUAUGUGUUCAGUUAAACACUUUAUAUUAUGCUAUCAGUCAACUGAACAAGUUGGAAGAUAGCAUCUGGGAUCGCUGGACAAGGAAAAGGCCCCAGGAAAAAAUCUGCAUCAGGAAAUCCAUGGAUGAUAAAUCUAAAAGCUCAACCCAGAAAGACACCUUUGAUGGAAGCAGGAAAGAUAUAAAUGCUGCUAUUGACCGAAUUCGAGAGUUUACUGUUGCAGGAACUAAAAUUAUUUUCUGGGAUUUAAGGGAGCCAUUUGUCGAGAACUUGUAUAAACCUAGUGUUUCUCAAUCUCGGUUGGAAGCAGUUAUUGAACCGCUUGAUGUGGAACUAAAUCAACUAUGUGAUAUUAUUGUGGAGCCACUGAGGGAUCGAGUUGUGACCAGUCUUCUUCAAGCAUCACUGGAAGGCUUACUUCGAGUUUCUUUAGAUGGAGGCCAAUCACGAGUUUUCUCCCCAAGUGAUGCAAAGCUAUUGGAAGAAGAUUUGGAAAUAUUAAAGGAGUUCUUUAUUUCUGGAGGUGAUGGACUUCCUCGAGGAGUCGUUGAAAAUCAAGUAGCACGUGUUCGGCUUGUUGUAAAGUUACAUGGAUUGGAGACUCGAGAAUUGGUCGAGGACUUGAGAACUUCAAGUGGCAAACUAGGUGCUGAUAACCAGACUUUACUGAGAAUAUUAUGCCACAGGGCAGAUUCAGAGGCAUCCCAAUUUGUCAAGAAGCAGUAUAAGAUACCCAAGUCUUCUGCGUAGGCUGAUAGUUGUCUAGUAGUUGACUUAAAAUUGGCAAGUUAUGCCAUUUUUAAACUAGUUUGUUCUCUUCUUUUGUGUAAAUAAUUCACAUUUGACAUGGUCUAUUUGAGAUGGAAACCAUACCCUGAAUGCUCCAUGGCCAAGUGGAAGUGUUUUGAGCCAAACCUAUUUGCAAUGAGGUAUAAAAGCUUGGUCUAUUUGGCAAGCUAGAGUUUAUUGACUUAAUAUUGAGCACGGAGGGAAGGUUGACUUGUGGUUGUUUAUCAGUGUCGGAAGAAAGUUUUUCAAGAGAUUUCUGGCCAUGGCGGUAAAGUUAAUUGUUUCUAUGCUGGAAUGGUAUUCAGCCGUGGGAUGGUCCAAAAGGUUGUGGUCUGGAGGGGAUGUUAACCUUAAACUGUAUUUUGCUUAUUUGUAUAAUGUUUCUCCUUUGAAGUUUAUAUUCAUAUAUGACGAAUCCAUUUGACACAAGAAGGAAAAUAGGAGGCAUAGCAAUAUGAUAGCAUUGUAAGAUGUAAU